Dermacentor andersoni is the source of this 1705-nucleotide messenger RNA. RefSeq lists its product as uncharacterized. The record is from RefSeq and is a predicted model, not a curated record. NCBI's taxonomy places the organism in Eukaryota, Metazoa, Arthropoda, Arachnida, Ixodida, Ixodidae.
AAUCUAGGUCAAUCGCGUGAGGCGAAUCCGAACGUCAGCUUUUCGCGCGCGUACAAGAUGGCGGCCCAAGUCUACCAAGCAUUUGGCUAAAUCGGGGCAUCACAUGUCUUGUGCGGCUCUGAGGUGUUCUCACAGCGGGAUUUCUAGUUCUGCUGGGAAGUUUUUCAGGUUUCCUAAUGACAACAGAGCCGCUGCUUGCUGCAAGCGUCGCGCGGCGCCGGUUGCAACAAAAGCAUUGGUUAAAGCCAACCAGAGGCUGGUUUUACGCUCACUCCGACUCCCAAAGACCUCGACCGGCCUGGAACGCUAAUGCGACACAGCGUCAGCCCGGAGCUGACAUCGGGGAACCGGGCGUCGAGCAUGGGAUCUCUCGAACGCCUCGCCGUUGCUCUGGCUGUCCUGGUCGCUUCUGGAACGAGCAGUUAUGCAGAAGCUGCCGUCAUGCCGGAUGAACGAGGUAACAGCUUGGCUGCUGGAGGACCUUCGGUGGGCGCUCCAAUCAGGCACAACCUUGGAAAACGAGCUGUGCCUUUGCCGCCCGCAUCAACCGUAUCCGUCGUACCGACAGAAGAAAAAACAAACUCAGAAAAAUCCACCGAAGUGCCUAUGGCGGAGUCGGGUACAGCUGCAACCAUGAGUCCUGCGGACGGUAACACGGAUUCAACGGUAGAACAAGGCACAACACCGAUUGAAGGCACGGAACCAGAAGCCACGCAGACACCCUCAGUUGAGACGGAAGUGACGUCGGACGUUACCAAAACCUCAUCGGAUAUUUCGGGAACGCCUACCGAAGCCACAGAACUAACAGGCUCAACGUUAGUAACCACCGGGACGCCUCUGGAAGUCACAUCGAUCGGCGAAAUCUCGACAACGCAGGCGGUGGAAACGCCGGCAGGCACAGCAACACCAACACCAGUUCAAGAGAAAAACUUCACAACCGGCAUGGAGACAACAGCAAAACCAGAAACGAAAACUCCAUCCAUGACUGACACGGCCGCUCAAACUACCUUUGGCGACACUACUCCACAAAUACCUGUCAGUUCAUCGUCUCCGUUGACUGAGAUCCCCGCGACGCCGCCUACUCCAAUCGCCACGAUGCCACCAACUUCGAGCCCCACGACGCCACCGACCGGGAAUCCUCCUACACUACCGACUCAGAGCCCUACGACACCGUCAACUCAGCUACCCAGUACAAUACCGACGAGUCCUCCGUUAUCGUCAACUCAGAGCCAUACGACACUGUCAACUCAGCGACCCAGUACAAUACCGACUCAGAGUUCUCCGUUACCGUCAACUCAGAGCCCUACGACACUGUCAACUCAGCGACCCAGUACAACACCGACUGAGAGUCCUCCGUUACCGUCAACUCAGAGGCCUACAUCGUAUCCGACUCGGAGACCUUCGUCACAGUUUCCGAACCUGCCGUACAUGCCUAAUCCUAUGCUGCUGCCCAUGGGGCUCGACGAGUUCAUGGGCAGGAUCGGCGUAACCAAAACUUCCAAACAACCAGUGAACCUUCCUUCCUUGUCGCGGCCUAUGAGCCCAGUGCCCUUGCUAUGACCUCAAGCGAGCAACCCACCUCCUCCAUCACACACACUCUCACAUACACACGCCCACACACCGCCCUUCCUCGACCUCCGCAUCAUAUCUUUCAUUCUUUGCACACUGUUCACAAUGAUAAUAAAAGAAAAGCUGUAACAUCGCA